Triticum turgidum subsp. durum (durum wheat) is the source of this 1572-nucleotide messenger RNA. The record is from the annotation of a GenBank genome assembly. NCBI's taxonomy places the organism in Eukaryota, Viridiplantae, Streptophyta, Magnoliopsida, Poales, Poaceae.
AUGGCCGCCUUCUUGCCGCCCGUCCCCAUGGACCGCGCGUCGGAGAGCCUGUGGCGGGGCCGGGGCAAGGACCCGCGCGACCUCGAGGCGCUCAUCGGCCGCAUCCUCUCCUACAUCCACCUGGUCCUCCCGGGCCCGCCCGCCUCCCGCCAUGCCCCCGGCCUCUACGCCCUCCUCCCCCACGACCACCUUGACCGCCUCAGCCUCCUCCCCGACGCGCUCCUGCGCAACGUCCUCACCCGCCUCUCCGUCACGGACGCCGCGCGCACCACCGCGCUCUCCCGCCGCUGGCGCGGCCUCUGGCGCUCCGCCCCGCUCGUCCUCGUCGACGCCCACCUCCUCCCGUCCUCGCCCUCGCCCGAGGUGCAGGUGCAGGUGCCGCGGGACGCCGCGCGCUGCGUCACCUCCGCCGUCUCCCGCAUCCUCGCCGCGCAUCCGGGCCCCUUCCGCUGCGUCCACCUCACCACCAGCCACAUGGAGGAGUUCCGGGGCCUGCUCGCGCGCUGGCUGCAGCUCCUCGCCGUCAAGGGCAUCCAGGAGCUCGUCCUCGCCAACCGCCCGUGGCCGUUUGACCUCGACCUCCCCGCCGCCUUCUUCGGCAUGGCCACGCUCACCCGCCUCUACCUCGCCUUCUGGAAGUUCCCGGACACUGCCGGCCUCCCCCGCGCCUCCUCCUUCCCCAACCUCCGCGAGCUCGGCCUCUGUACAGUCGCCAUGGAGAGCCGGCACAUGAACUUCAUCAUCUCCAGGAGCCCCGUGCUGGAGAUCCUGUGCAUCCAAGCCAACUUGCUCAUGGACCGUCUCACCCUCGUCAGCCGCAGCAUCCGGUGCGUGCAGUUAAUCGGGGCCUCCGAUCUGGAAAUCGUCGUGGACGAAGCCCCCAAGCUCGAGCGCCUCAUCAUCUGGGAGUCAUUCACCCGCAAAGGCCCAGGCUCGCACAAGAGGAUCAAGAUCGGUCAUGCACCAGCGCUAAGCAUACUUGGCUACUUGGAGCCGGAAUUGCACACGCUCCAGAUCGGCAACACCACCAUCAAGACUGGGACAAAAGCGAGCCCAAGCACCAUGGUACCAACCGUGAAGAUCCUCGGCUUAAAAGUGCGUUUUGGUGUCCGCAAUGAAGCCAAAAUUCUGCCUUGCUUUUUCAGGUGCUUUCCAAAUGUUGAGAGGCUGCACAUCGAGUCCAAGAAAACUGCCGAGACCACCGGCAAGCUCAACCUCAAGUUCUGGGAGGAGUCCGGUGCCAUCGAAUGCAUCCGUUCACACGUUGACUUGAUGAUCUUUCAGAACUUCCUAGGAGAUCGGUGCGAGCUUUCCUUCCUCAAGUUUUUCCUUGAGAACGCUCGGAUGCUGACGAAGCUGGCGAUUGUGUGUGUCAAUGGAAGCUUCAGCUCGCUGGCUGAGGUAAAUGCCAAAGUGAAGCCUCUGUUCGACACAAAAUGGGCCAGUAACUGCUGUCAACUGCUGCUCUUCGAGAGUGCAUUUGCUGAAGGUCAAGGCCUUCAGAUGCAGAACUUCGAAAGAGGAUCUGACUUCUCUGUGAGGGACCCUUUCGCCGUCAUCGUCAGAGCUUAG